Messenger RNA from Ipomoea nil (Japanese morning glory), 2088 nucleotides. RefSeq lists its product as uncharacterized. The record is from RefSeq and is a predicted model, not a curated record. NCBI's taxonomy places the organism in Eukaryota, Viridiplantae, Streptophyta, Magnoliopsida, Solanales, Convolvulaceae. The coding region runs from base 28 to 1878 and encodes 616 amino acids. The transcript is spliced from 4 exons.
GUUGUUUUUUUAUAUCUAGGGUUAUACAUGAAUCCCACAACAAUGGAAGAGUCGAAAUAUGUUUAUUUGCUUCACCAAAGAGGACUGUUUCGCGUUAAUGUCUCCGCCUUUGAUCAACCCCGCCGCAAGCACGAAGAACUCAAGCUUGAGUGUGUAUUAUAUGAUCAAUCAAACUUCAUCUUCACGGAUAUGGCACUCUUCAGCCACCGCCACAAUCUGUUCAUGAUCGGCGGCGCUUCUGCAGAAUCAAACUUCUAUACCUUCGAUCCCAACAGAUUCAAUGAGUUUCCUGUUAAAAAUCUCGAGUGUUUUCGCGAACCAGCUACUUUUAAUAAUGGCUACCAGCCGGUGAAGUGGCCUUUCGUGGUUCGUGCUGAGAAUAGGUUUUGCAUCGUCCCGGACUCCGUCGAUAACUUCCACUUCCAGUCCUUUGACCCCGCCGGAAACCGCUUUCACAGCCUGCCGCCGCCGCCGUUUGAUAAGCGGGAGGGAUUCGAUUCAGUCUCCGGCGUUCUUCCUCUCCGCGAUUUUAUAUAUUUGUUUCUCCGAGAGUCCUGCGGCUCCUGUAUCCGUGCCUUCUCCUUCAACACCAGAUUGCUACAAUGGCGGGAGGAAGAGCCAAUGAGGAUGAAAUUUAAGGAGGAAGGUAUUCCUCUCCCCUAUGACCACCGCGGCGAGGUAGGGCUUUCCGAUAAAUUUUCCGGCGAUACUCAGAUUAUGGUCGCCCUUAGUGACAGAAUGCCUACGGCUUAUCGAGUUUGCAUCCAUCCGAAGGGCUCUCUCGUGCCUAAAUCUUACAGGCAUCUGCGUGAGGUUCAUAUCGAGAACGAUGACCGCUACGAGGAUCGUAACGUGGCGCGCUUGCUUGAUCUUGGCGGUGGAAAAUUUUGUUUGAUUGAUUACAGUAAUUCAGCUCUUGUGGUAUGCGUAUUCAAGAUUGAUUUUGCAGUUGAACAUGAAAUCCAAAUCGACGACGACGAUGAAAUUGUCUCCUCAGAGAUUCUCGCAUCCAGGAAAUUUCAGGACGACGACAUUCCUUUCGUCAGGAACACUUGGUUUACUGAUGUUUGUUUAGCUUAUGCUCCUGCAAUGCAAAUCUAUUCAUCCGCCUAUUCUCCCAGAUCUCCCCCAGUUUCAAGUUCUGCUCCUGAAACGCAAAGCUAUUCCCCCUUAUACUCAGUUCACAGCUGCAAUGAAAGGCGUCCGGAGUAUGAAGUAAGUGGAGGUCCCAGCAAUGAGGACGAAGACAGUGAUGAUUUUUACCUUGAUGAAGAAGCCAUGGAAGCAUAUCAAGAACACAAGCAGUUCGAGGGUUCUGCGGGUGCUAGAUCUUCAUCCAGUUUGGUGUCCAAGCGGUAUAAGGAGAAGGGGAAGAAGGAGGAAAGGGAAAGCCCGGAACAUGAUCCGGUGGCCUUGGCGAGGAGCUUGGCCCGUCAUUUUGAGACGAAGGGGCUGGACAAGACCGGAGAUAAUGCCCUUAGCCGGUGGUUCAUGCGCACUCAACUCAAAUCGAUUAUGUAUGGGCUAGCCAUGAUUGAUCGGGCAGAUGCCUCAUCCGAGAAGAGGAUCAUCCAAGAAGCUGGGUAUGCUGCAGCGGAGGCCAAGGUGAAAGCACUCGAGUUGCAACUCGAAGCCUCCAACAAGGCCUACUCUGCUGCUCGGGCCCAGUUGGAGGCACUGAAACACGAGAAGAUAAAGCUCCGUGAGACGGUCAAGGCUCAGAGGAAGCAGCUGAAAGCCAAAGAUGAGGAACUUGUUUCUACCCGGGAUAAGGCAAUCCAGGAAUGGAGACAAUCAGAGGAAUUCCGGCAAGCCGCCCGUUCAUAUGCCCGGGAAGACAGGGAUAGCAGGAAGAGGCGCUGUCGUUCAAGAGACUAAAUUUAUCCUGCUACUGUUGUUCCUGGACUUUUCCUUGGUUCCUAAUCUAUCUAACAGCACUUUUAAAAAUCUAACUUUUGCUCUUACUAAUGGAACCUUUAGCCUGGUCAUUCUUGUGAUUGUUCUGCAUUAUUGUUACAUUUGCUGUCAUUUCAUCAUAAUGCCGUCUUUUGAUCCCAAGAUGAGGAUGAAUAUAAGCAGCAUUUCUUA